GAUUUGGUGGCUCCUGAAAUAGCUCUUUUGUAUAACGGUGACGCAGUUGCUGUUCUGAUAGACGGAGAAGUGUACGCGCAUCGAAAAGAAGAACGUGUUGCUCGACAAUUUGGUAUCACUGAUCUUCGGCAUCCAACCAUAAAACAGAUUUUAGCAAGCGGAAAUUGGUUGCUUGGUGGUAAUUUGCAGGUGUUAAAAAAGAUUCGAUACAACGACGGUCUCGAUCGCUUCAGGCUAUCACCGCUAGAACUGCGAAAUGUUUUUGCAAAGGCCAACUGCGACGCUGUUUUUGCUUUUCAACUGCGAAAUCCAAUUCAUAAUGGACAUGCACUUCUAAUGCAGGAUACCAGAAGACAGUUGCUGCAAAAGUAUAAGAAUCCUAUGUUGCUGCUCCAUCCUUUAGGCGGCUGGACUAAGGUUGAAUUUUUAUUCUUUCCUUAUUUGUUAAGCACACAAAAUUGA
Messenger RNA from Gongylonema pulchrum, 462 nucleotides. The record is from the annotation of a GenBank genome assembly. NCBI's taxonomy places the organism in Eukaryota, Metazoa, Nematoda, Chromadorea, Rhabditida, Gongylonematidae.